Molecule: messenger RNA, 576 nt
Organism: Paramecium tetraurelia
Lineage: Eukaryota; Ciliophora; Oligohymenophorea; Peniculida; Parameciidae
Exons: 2
Source: RefSeq, a predicted model, not a curated record
AUGCAUUGCGAUUCAUCUGAUGAGGAUGAUAAUAAAUUUGGCAUUGGGAAGAAGUUUUUCAUUUAAUUAUUGGAGAUGGAGAGAAAAUUUAGCACUAAAAUAGAAUCUAUGUAAUAGAUUUUGGAGUUGCUCAAUAUGUAUGCAAUGUGUGUGGAAUUCUUUGAUACGGUAGGUAACCCUGCUAAGUAUUAUUUUAUGGAAAAGAUCUCCAAUACUAUUGCUGAGAAGGAGGCCUUUGAAUUAAUGUUGAAGGAUGAGAUUAUAGCAAGAGAGAAAAGAGAGAAACAAAUGUAAAUCAAACCAAUCAUUAAAGAAGGAUAAGUGAAUUAUGAUCCUCUCAAGCGACCUGAGAAACCCUCAAAAGCAAAGUAAGAGACUCCUGUUAAGUAAGAGGAACAACAUGUGUUGGAGAAUAACAGAGAGAACAAGAAAAUAUCUCACAAAAUGUUGAGGGAGGUUCGGUCAAAGAAAUUGACAAUGACGGAAAAAAUAUACCAAUCUCAAAAUGAGCAGAAAGUUCCAGUUGAUUUAAUUAAGAAUUGGGAUUACGAAGUAGAAAAAAAUGGUAAGAUGUGA